AAACUCACGCCUCACGGGUGCUCUGCGGGAUUCAUUUCACAACCACUUGUUGCCUUCCGCUAAUAGUUGCUAGGUUAAAUAAACUUUUCUCCCUUACUUUGUAUCGGGAAAGUUUUUUACAUUUUGUCUGUUCCAAUUUCUUGUCGUAAACUCAGUUUGCCUUCCGUUUAGAAACCAGGAAAGUGUUGUCGUAUUGUCGUAGUCCAGGCAGUGUUGUGAAGACUGUCGGUUCAGUCUGAUAAAACCUUUCCGGACGAUAAAGUCAUACGCAUUCUUAGUUCUUGAUGGUGUCCGUCGAAGGCGCAUCAGCGGUGGAGCCCGCCAAGAUCCACAACAUUCCAAACCUGAACAAUUUUUCUGGGACUGCUGACGAUGAAGAAAAAUUAACAGCAGCUGAUCCUUUAAUUGCUCGACCAAUAGUUAUUGUUGCUCCAAAGCAGUAUCUUUCCCCAGAAAGUGUUUGUCAGACUGCUGGGUUCAUCAACAGUCAGAAUCAACAGGUGGUGAAGUUUCCCAGCAAUGUUCGCUUUGUUGUUCAUCCAGUAGCAGAGGACGAAAUCAGAAAAGCAGAUGUGGAACCCCAUGGGGAAAGUAGAAGCUGCCACCUUUCGGCACAGUCUUUUACAUUUUCAGGUGGCCAUUCAUCUGCAGAUGACAUAAAUGGACACUACAGUUUUUGGGGCUCUGAUCCCCAAGCUCAGUUGACAGUCCGAUCGAUGGCUUCCAUCGGCCUAGGCUCUUCAAAUGGUAGGAAAAUCCAUUUGCGUAGAGUGCACACAACAGGGCACGAUCUAGUUUCUCCUCUUUUGCUGUCUCCAAACGGCGAAGCCAUCCAGCCUCCAUGGGCAUUUUCUACCACAACGAAGAACGUGAGUGGGAUGCUGGAUGGGCCGGUGGACGACGGCUCCAGCAGCGACGAAUCUUAUUCUGACACUAGAAAAAACAGGCACAAACAAAGGAGCAGACAUCGCCAUAGUGCCCGGACAGAUCGACACACUGGCCAGACAUGGGGCUCAAAGGUAGAAUUUCUGCUGGCCUGCGUUGGCUUUGCGGCGGGACUUAGCAAUAUCUGGCGAUUCCCUUACACGGCGUUCAAAAGCGGAGGAGGGGCUUUUCUCGUUCCUUACUGCAUUAUGGUCUUCCUGUGCGGCAUUCCAAUGCAGAUAUUAGAGUUGGCAGUCGGCCAAUACACACGUGAAGGUCCUGUGGAAGCGAUGAGAAACAUUUGCCCACUUUUCUCAGGUGUCGGCGUUGGGAUGGUACUCUUUAGCAUGAUGCUCAGCUGCUACUAUAGCGUGGUAAUGUCAUGGGCUAUGCUUUACCUGGGAUCCUCUUUCAGUUCCCAGCUACCUUGGACUCAUUGCAAUAACACCUGGAACACGGAAUUCUGCCACCAAGGUUCGCUACCUUUUCCCUCACGUCCGGAUGACAACGUCGUCGGGGUCCAACGGCUUGUGGCGGUUGAAGUUGUCAACAUUUCGUCACUCAACCGGACAACCCCUGGGCAAGAAUUUUUCGAUCGACGAAUUUUGCAGAUGACUAAUGGAGUGACCGAUAUGGGUGAUAUCCAUUGGGAAUUGACAGUCUGCUUGCUUAUCGCCUGGGUGUUGCUUUACGCCACCAUUCGUAAAAGCGUCCGUUGGUCAGGGAAAAUGGUCUACGUGACAGCUACUCUUCCGUACUUUUUGUUAUUGGCUCUGACCGGCCGAGCGCUAACGCUGGAAGGAGCCGACGAUGGAUUGCGCUACUUCUUCCACCCGGAUUGGUCAAUCUUGCUCAGUUCUGAGGUUUGGGUGAAUGCUCUGGCCCAGGCGUUCAUGUCCAUGGGAAUCGCUUACGGAUGUCUGAUGGCGUUUGCCAGUUAUAAUCGUUUUCACAACCCAUUGAUUCGUGACGCACUCUGCUUGAGCAUGCUCAAUUCUUUGACGUCAUUGAUAGCUGGUAUCAUCGUCUUUGCUGCCCUUGGUCACACGGCCUAUGUUCAGAGCCUACCAAUCGAUCAGGCCGCCACUGACGGUUUGAGCUUAUCGCUGGUGAUGUACUCGACGGUGGUUUCACAGAUGCCCUUCCCACAAUUCUGGAGCGUUUUCCUUUUUGUCAUGCUCAUUUUCAUUGGUCUGGAUACCCAGUUCGCCACAGUGGAAGUGGUCCAGCUGACGUUGCACCGUUUCUUCAAGCAAUUUUGCAACAAGAAAAGCGGUUUGAUGCCUGACCUCGUUGUCAUUGGCAUGUGUAUGGUGUGCUUUGUCGGAGCCCUUCCUUACAUCACACAGGGGGGCAUUUAUUUGAUGCAUCUAACAGAUUAUUACAUCGCCACUGUAGCCGUCACUUUACUAGCUCUGAUUGUUGCAUUUUCGACCGGAGUCCUCUACGGAGCCGGACGGCUGGCUCGUAACAUUCGAGAAAUGACAGCUCACAGUCCAUCUCCCAUCCUCAUCAUUUGCUGGGCGGCACUGACGCCUCUAAUUAUCUUGGGCGUGUGCGUUUUCCAUCUCUGUGACCUUAAAGGCCUCGACUACAAUCACGGCACGUACGUCUUUCCCGAAUGGACAGUGGCGCUCGGUUGGUCCGUCGUGGCCUUUAUUCUCGUACCUGUUCCGCUGUUUGGUAUUGUUGCCAUUUCUCAAGCCAGUGGAAAAUCCAUCAUCCAGAAAAUCGGAAACUCGCUGAAGUCGCAGAUUGCCGAAUGUCCUUGUUGUCGUCGAGGCGUCCACGGGCUCAAGGAUACCCAUUCCAUGGUCCACUUGGACGAAGAUGCCCUGGGCAGCCCUCAAACUGCUUAUACGUUCGCCGAGUUCGCCGCAGUUGCCUAUCCGGAUGAUGGAUUGCAUACCGUCACUUCAGUGUCCUCGCUACCUUUUACGCCUUCCACUCUUAACUCGCCUCUCACACCUACCGUUGCCGUCCAUUACCCAUCAGAUGAAGAUUUGCAUAGGCUAAGCAAUUCAGUUGAAAGUAGGCAGCAUCCUCCAACGGAUUAGUAAAUAACUAUAGCGUCAUUUAGGUCGAAACUAUUUCGGAACUCUUUCGUUCAUUUGAUUUUUCUCCCUCUUAUCAAAUUUCCCCAUUAUGAAAGCAAAUUUAUUUUCUUGGUUCCGGAUGAUGAGCGUUUCAUCGGGAACCGGUCGCUAUCACAAAAUCGUUUGGCCCUUGUCUGAAACCGAAUACUCUCUAUCUCAUUUGAGGUUUCAACUGGAACGAGUAGGUUGCUAUUUAAAAAAAAGGUAAAACAUUCCUUUCUUUUUCGCCGAGCUUCUAGUUGAAAAUCUUUUCCUUCACACAGUCUAGAUUUGGUUUUUCCUUCUUUCUAAAGGGAGAGGAAGCGUGAGGAGGCGAGUAGACUUACGGAGUGGAAAUACCCAGUGAAAACCCCUCGAUAAUAAUUAAAGAAACUAGUGAUUCGCAUAAUUUCAAUUUAUAUUUUAGACAUGGCGAUGGCUUGGGCCGCAGUCGAUCAAUAACGUUCACAAACUGACCUUUCGCAGAUAUAUUGCCUGUAUUGCGGUAAUAUCAUAAAGACUUGUAUAUGUAUUAUUCUUUUCUUUUUUUUUAAAUUUUGGUUUGACAGUUUGAUUAAGGAACAAUAAUACAAAUACCAUCACUCUUGAA
Daphnia pulicaria is the source of this 3609-nucleotide messenger RNA. Its product is annotated as sodium- and chloride-dependent betaine transporter-like. The record is from RefSeq and is a predicted model, not a curated record. Lineage: Eukaryota; Metazoa; Arthropoda; Branchiopoda; Diplostraca; Daphniidae. Bases 285 to 2981 code for a protein of 898 amino acids. Gene Ontology annotation, cellular component: membrane. Gene Ontology annotation, biological process: sodium ion transmembrane transport. The transcript is spliced from 15 exons.